UUGCUCUAAUUGCAAACUGUCUAGAUGAGAUCCCACCCGUGCAUUGUAAAAUCACUACAAAGUGUAAUUGGACUUUCACACUCCAACCUCCAGGGAUGCCAAGGAGCAGAAGCGCUUCUCCAGGCCUCAGUAAACGUGAGAUAACUGUCUCAAGCAGCAGGCACUGGCAGAGCAAGGCUGACCCUUUUGGUGUCGUAGCUGCCUCCUUGGUGAGCCAACUGCCUGACCAGCAGAAGACGAGCGAGUCACCUCUCAGCUGGUUCAGAGGAGUGUAUCUACCUCCCGCACUGCACUCUUUAAACAAGACAUUGGUCAAGGGCGGCAAGUGGAAGGACAUAGGCAGCACCCAGGAAAAGCGCAGGUCCUUCCUGCAUGACUUCUGUAAGAAGUACAACGGCAUAAAGAAGCUGCAAACCCACCUGGUGCACCUGGUGUCAAGAAUUUAUGUGGAGGACAGGCACAAGGUCCUGUACUGUGAAGUGCCGAAAGCAGGCUGCUCCAACUGGAAAAGGGUCCUCAUGGUGCUCAAUGGACUUGCUACUUCAGCACACAACAUUUCCCAUGAUGAUGUGCACUAUGGAAAGCAUCUAAGGAAAUUGGACAGCUAUGAUCUAAAAGGGAUAUACACACGCUUGGACACGUACACCAAGUUUAUAUUUGUACGUGACCCUAUGGAAAGACUGGUAUCUGCCUUCAGGGAUAAGUUUGAACAUCCAAACAGCUAUUACCAUCCAGUAUUUGGGAAAGCAAUAAUUAGGAAAUACAGACAUAAUGCAGAUGAAGAGGCAUUGAAAACAGGAUCAGGAGUGAAGUUCAAGGAGUUUAUCCAGUAUCUGUUAGAUUCCCAUCGACCUGUUGGAAUGGACAUUCAUUGGGAGCAAGUCACUAAGCUCUGCUUUCCCUGCCUCAUCAACUAUGAUUUUAUUGGAAAGUUUGAAACCCUGGAAGAAGAUGCUAACUACUUUUUGCAGCUGGUAGGUGCCCCAGCCGAUCUGAAGUUUCCUAAAUUCAAAGACAGACAUUCCUCUGAUGAGAGAACAAGUGCAGAAGUAGUGAGGCAAUACUUAAAGGAAUUGUCUAAGAAGGAGAGACAGCUGACCUACGACUUCUAUUACUCGGAUUACUUAAUGUUCAAUUAUACAUCACCAGUUGUAUAA
Messenger RNA from Acanthisitta chloris (rifleman), 1157 nucleotides. RefSeq names its product carbohydrate (N-acetylgalactosamine 4-0) sulfotransferase 9 (gene CHST9). The record is from RefSeq and is a predicted model, not a curated record. Gene Ontology annotation, biological process: proteoglycan biosynthetic process; carbohydrate biosynthetic process. The transcript has 2 exons. The annotation marks the transcript as partial. Gene Ontology annotation, cellular component: membrane. Gene Ontology annotation, molecular function: sulfotransferase activity. Lineage: Eukaryota; Metazoa; Chordata; Aves; Passeriformes; Acanthisittidae.